Molecule: messenger RNA, 2046 nt
Organism: Cadophora gregata
Lineage: Eukaryota; Fungi; Ascomycota; Leotiomycetes; Helotiales; Ploettnerulaceae
Exons: 2
Coding region: 1-2046 (681 amino acids)
Biological process (GO): ubiquitin-dependent protein catabolic process; protein polyubiquitination; positive regulation of proteasomal ubiquitin-dependent protein catabolic process
Cellular component (GO): cytoplasm; ubiquitin ligase complex
Molecular function (GO): zinc ion binding; ubiquitin protein ligase activity; ubiquitin conjugating enzyme binding
Source: RefSeq, a predicted model, not a curated record
AUGAGCCCCAUCACGCGAAAGCGCUCGCUGGCCGACAUGCAACAUACCGACGACACGCUGCCCUGCGAAUACAAUGAGCGAGACUACGCCGUGGCCGUGUUACAGCUGGAAGGCCAGCAGACGGAAGCUCAGCUCGACGAGAGCCUUGCGAAAGAGGCCGAAAGCCUGGGUGUCGCCAUCUCGAGACCCUCAACGCCGAACGACGCCCAACAUGCGACUCACGACUCUCUGUGCGGUUCCGCGAACACGGUGCAGUCGCAUCGCAGGACUGCCUCCACGGGAUCGCAUGGCAGCGCUUCUACGGGGAUGACCUCUAGAUCCUCGAAUGAACAAUUGGAUAGUUCUACGCAGACCCCGCAGCAAGCGCGGAAGAGGAUGUCUGCCAGGAGGAGUUUGUCUUUCACGGAGUACGAGAAAUACCUGAUACAGCAUGGGAGCACGAAACCACUGCUCCCUCCGCCCAUACCGCCAGAACCUGCUCCCUCGCUGUUCUCCGUCUCAACAAGGAAAUCUUAUGUCAGUAUCAAGAAUGGAUUCAAGAACAAGUUCAAGCUACGGCGAACGAGAUCCUCCCAGGAUUCUCUAAAUUCUUGUAUAUGUUGUCGCGACGAUUUUAAGAAGAGCAAGGCCCUGCACACCCUUCCCUGUGGCCACAACUACUGCGAUGCAUGCCUCCAUGUUCUGAUCACCCAAGCUGCUAGCGACGAAUCGAAGAUGCCCCCUCGAUGUUGCACGCAAGCCAUACCGAGUGCGGUGAUCAAGACGGUAUUGACCAAGGAGGACCAGCAACUGUUCAUGAAGAGUGUCUUGCAAUUUAGUACACCGUGGGAAUCUAGGAUUUUCUGUCCCAAUCAUGCAUGUGGCGAGUUCAUCCCUAAGCGAAAUAAGAUCGACCCAAAACACCCGUUCGAAGUCAUCUGUCGGAAUUGCAGGACGAGAGCUUGCUCGAUAUGUAAGCGCGCUGCUCACGCUUUUGGCCAAGAUUGUCCUGCAGAUUGGGAACUGGAUGCUGUGCUUCAAAUGGGAGAGAAGUCUGGUUGGAGGAGAUGUUACAAAUGUAGGAAUCUGGUUGAAUUGACGCAAGGAUGUAGUCACAUCACUUGUCGAUGCAAAGCUCAAUUUUGCUACAUUUGCGGAGCUGUUUGGGAUCCGGUUGUUGGAUGCCCAAAUUAUUGCAAUGGAGAAGAGGAAUUGGAAAGGAGGAGGGCUGAAGAGGAAGCUCGGAUUGCGGAAGAGGAGGCUGAGAAGGCAGCGAAAGAAGCAGCGGAGGAAUUGGCGACUGCUGAGAGACUUGAAGCAGAAAAGCGCACGGCAGAAUGCGAAGAGUUGAACGCUCUUCGAGCUCGACAGAUCAACGAACGAGACCGAUUUUCGGCUUUUGAACGGAAGAUGAAGUGGAUCAUGUGGACUCGUCAUGGACAAGGGAAGAUCGAUAUUCUCGAGCGAUAUGACGAGCUGUUGAGCAAGAUGAAGGAACGCCAUAUUCGAACCGCGACACACCUCGAGGAUCGACAGGUAGCCGCAGAGAUGGAACUCAGGGCCAGUCUGAAGCAGCAGGAGAGGAGCGUGCAGAUUCGACUGAGACAUAUGGAGGCGUAUUGCGACGGGCUUGGCCUGCAUGCAAACGGGACGAAUCCAGCACGAGUGGUCACCGAGCGCGACUUGCGAGAACUGGGACAACAGUACAACGUUCGAGAUGAUAUGGAUCGCCUGCAUCAGAGCAAAGUCAACGUUAUGCGCGACAAGCAAGCCAAGCAAAUGGAACAACUCCUCGUUCGACAGCAAGAAGAGCUGGAGAAGCUCGCCAAGAAGCAAGAUGAAGAUCUUGAAGCUCUCGAUAGCGGGUUUGUUGCCGACGAAGAAGCGUUCCUCAACGCUUUCGAUGACAGGCGAAAGCGAUUGACGAGACGAUGGGUUCUCAUCGAGGAAGUCGAGAGGAAGAAGCUGGAGCUAACGAGGAACGUCAAGUUCGCUCCAAUGCCGGAAGUCGAAUGGCCGAGCUUGGAAACCAAACAGGAUGAUGGGCUGGAAGCUGUGACGGAGUGA